Molecule: messenger RNA, 1731 nt
Organism: Didymodactylos carnosus
Lineage: Eukaryota; Metazoa; Rotifera; Eurotatoria; Philodinida; Philodinidae
Source: the annotation of a GenBank genome assembly
AUGAAUAACGACGACGAAUUUAAUGUAGAGAAUAGCAGUACAGAAAUAAUUUCAUAUCGUCCAGUAUCGUCUUCGCCAACAACGUUAAUAGAAAAUACAAUUACUCGUGAUUUAUCCUAUAAACGAUUAAAACAAUUACCGUUUUCACAAUAUAUUUUACCAAGCAGCGGUAAUACGAGUAGUAGACUUCCUAGUGUCUUAAGUUCACCGCUCAUGUUCUCAAGAGAUACAUCAAUGGAUACAUUAUCGAGUUUUAAUGUUGAUUUUAAUUCUCAUAAUAGUACAUAUUUAUCCGAACAUAGUACAAUUCCAUCGGGUAUUGUUUCUCCCACUGAUAUUCCCGAUUCUCCUCCAUGUGGUAGACGAAGCCCUAUUGCAGAAGAAAAAUGCUCGAAUAAUCGUACAAAUUCAACAGACACUACAAACCAACUAGAUGGAACUGUUAUCGAAAGAACACUGAAUAAUAAUAACAAUUCGUCGUCGUCUUUCACUAGUCAAGAUGAGAUGAAAAUAUAUCAAUCGGAAUAUACCGAUAUGGAUUCUUUACAUUCUUCGAAUGAUAACAAACAACAACAAUGUCACGAUGUUUUUAACGGAAAUCUACAAGAUGACGAACUUUUAUCUUCAUGUGAUAUGUAUGCUAGAAAUGAUGACAGUGUACAUAUCUUCACUAGCUCCGCAUUUGAUGACACCUCAUCUAUUCAUUCAUCUUUGAGCUCAUUAACACUACCAUCAAUUCACGGAACAAAUAGAACCUGUUGUACAGUCGAAGAUGUUUUAAGACUUGCGCAAUUGCGAAAAAAUCAAACAUCACAUGAUCUGAGUGUUAUCAAUGAAGAAAGUCUCGAAGAUAAACAAAAUAGUAGUAAUAGUAAUCGUGAACCAACAAGUGAUGAAAGUGAUGUGGAUGAUGAAAAAGGAAAACAGAUACUGUUUGAUUUAAUACAUAAACGUCUAUUACAUCCACCAGUUAUUCUUGAAGUAUCGCAACAAAUUAAUUUAUCAACAUCAUCUUCAUCAACCAUUACAAACGAUCGAAUAAAAGCAUCAUCUUCGUCAAAUGAUCCAACAGUGCGAGAAGAGUUAAACGAAUCUGCCAUUCAAUUUACUUCAUCACACGACAUCACUAUUCCAUCGUCAAUGUUAUUAAAUGACUAUAAUACUCUUCAUUCUGGUGUACCACCUAAACGUUCAUUAUCAAAUGCAUCAAUUUCAACAACAAGAUCAACGCCUCACCUAACAAAAAAAAGUCGAUUGAAUGAAGAAGAACAUGAAAAUGAUGAUCCAAUGGUUGAUGACGGCGAUUAUGAUGAAGAAAAAGGUGCUGAACUUAUUUCAGCCUUUAUACGUAAAACUUUAUCGAAGAAACCAUCAAAAGAUUUAAUCGCCACAAUACUACCAUCUUAUAAUCAAUAUGACGAAGAAAAUUUGAUUAAUAAGGCGAAUUGCGAAAGAGAUCUUCAUUCAUCUUCUCAAACUAGUUAUAGUGGCAGUAUUCACACUUCAUUAGCUCAGUUGGAUUCUGUAUUACCGUUAAAAACGUACAAAUAUCAACAUGUUGAAACAACAUCAGAUAUUCAAAUACAAAUGAAUAAAAAUCAACAAAACGUUAAAAUAAGAAUGAAUAAUCAACAACAACAGGAUCUAAAAGACGGUAGACGUCAACAUGUUUAUCAAACCAAAACUUCUGAAUUAAGACGUUUACAAGCCAGACAUCAAAGACGUUUGUGA